Hibiscus syriacus is the source of this 765-nucleotide messenger RNA. RefSeq names its product tol-Pal system protein TolA-like. NCBI's taxonomy places the organism in Eukaryota, Viridiplantae, Streptophyta, Magnoliopsida, Malvales, Malvaceae. The record is from RefSeq and is a predicted model, not a curated record. The transcript has 6 exons. Bases 1 to 597 code for a protein of 198 amino acids.
AUGUGGUCGAAAUGCUUCAAUAACCUAUCUUUUUUACUUGUAAUUGUGGUCCCAUUGUUUUCCAGAGCUGAGGAAUUGGAGACAGCACUUGUGGAGUUGGUCAAAGAAGAUAAUCGACGGGAACUGAGUGCAAAGAUUGAAGAGUUAGAGCAAGAGAUAGCCGAUCUACACCAAGCUCUUGCCGAUAAGAAAGAACAAGAAGCUGCGGUGAAUAAGGUUUUGGUGCAGCUUGAGCAAGAGCAAAUAAUAACCGAAGAAGGACGCAAACAUGCAGAACAAGAUGCAGUUGCCGAGAGAAUGACAGUGGCUGUGCUUCAGGAAAAAUACGAGAAGGCUAUGGCUUCUAUUGCAGAGAUGGAGAAGAGGGCAGCUUUAGCAGAAUCAAUGCUGGAGGCUACCAUGCUAAGCGAAUCUGACAAAACUAGAACACUGUCUUCUGAGGAGACUCAGCUCGACAGUGCUAAAAGAAAGGUGGGGGACCUAUUGUCAUUCGGACUUCGAUGGCGCGAUAAGAGCAAAGGAAAAGGAAAGGAGGAGUCUACCGAGCUCGAAUCCAAAUCGAGCACCCACCGCAAAGGGAACUUCAGUCUCGGGUAGCUCCGGCACCAUUUUAUCCUUUCGGUUUGUGGUUCCACAGCUAAGCAAGCCACUUUUAUGCAUCAAUCCGAAACCAAGUAUACUUGUAUAAGUUGAUUGAUAAUCAAACGUGCAACAGAAUGGUAUACAUUCUUCAGUAAAUAAAGUUUUUAUUUUUGGUAUUGACAA